CGCCACACCAAGCAUCAUCAUAGAAUAGAGUAUAGAAUGGCAGUCGACUCUCUACCUCAACUUUAUCGACUUUGAGAAGGUCUUUGACAGCGUCUACCGAGAGGUAAUUUGGAAACUGCUUCAAUACUACGGAAUACCGUAAACCUUUAUCAGCCUCAUUCAACAACUAUAUGAAGACACUACGUGCCAGCCAAGUAAUUGACAAUGGGAAGCUCAGUGAUGCUUUUGAAGUGAAGACAGGAAUGAGUGAAACAAGGCUGUCUACUAUCACCCAUGAUAUCCCUGAUAGUGGUCGACUGGACUGAAUUAUGCAGCAAACAGUGGGGAGCUGUGAGAAGAGGGGGAUACGCUGGCUGGACUGCGGAAAAGAACCUAGAAUAUCUGGAUUUCGCCAGUGAUGACUUGUGUUUGAUGUCACACAAACUUGAAGACCUACAGGUGAAAACUGACAAGUUGUCAGAAGAGGCAGGGCAGCGAAGACGAGACUUCCUUCAAGUGAAUAUAGAGAAGACAGAGGUGAUGAAGAUACCACACCAACAACUCCAACAACAACAACAAACUGCAGUCACCAUCAACGGGAGGAACUUAAAGCAAGUAACCUCCUUCACCUAUCUAGGCAGAACUGUUUCAACUACAGGUGGCACAGGCACAGACGAGGAUGUCAAAGUCAGAAUCGGAAAAGCAAGACAGGCGUUCAAUAACCUGAAACCAGUGUGGAGAUCUUCUGAACUGCACUCAGCAUAAAGCGUGAGCAAGAUCCGGAUUUUCAACACCAAUACAGUCAAGUCAGUGCUUCUGUAUGGUUCAGAGACUUGGCGCGUUACGGAAAGGAUUUCCAGUAAACUACAG
Heterobilharzia americana is the source of this 849-nucleotide messenger RNA. NCBI's taxonomy places the organism in Eukaryota, Metazoa, Platyhelminthes, Trematoda, Strigeidida, Schistosomatidae. The record is from the annotation of a GenBank genome assembly.